AUGAAGUGUCAAAUCCCUAUGGAAGAAAGACACUUCAUCCAAAUGGCUCAGGCUGCCCUCAAGAUCUCUAUGAGAAAAAGAUUUGAUGGGAUACUGUUUGGAGAUCUGGCAGAACUAGCAGAUAAAGCAUCCAAGUACGAGGAACUGCUUAGGGAAGAACAGCAGAGGAGAAACUCUUCCAAAGGCACGUAUUACAAGUCCCCUUCUUCUUCAAUACACCUAGUUCAGAUAGAAUCAGAAGAAGAAGUAGAGGGCUCGGAGGAGGGAGAAAUUGCAGUAGCAGAGAUGGCAAAGUUGAAACAUCCCAUAAGCUGCAAGCCCCUUACAAAACCACCAAAGGAUCAGAAGCCGCUACCAUUCACAGGAGGGUUUGUUCCGAACAAACCAACGCAGAACAAGGUUUAUUCCUUUGAUUUGACCAAGGUGGAUGCUUUAUUUGAUGAAAUGUUGCAACAAAAGCAAUAG
Messenger RNA from Prunus armeniaca (apricot), 465 nucleotides. The record is from the annotation of a GenBank genome assembly. NCBI's taxonomy places the organism in Eukaryota, Viridiplantae, Streptophyta, Magnoliopsida, Rosales, Rosaceae.